This is a messenger RNA of Salvia hispanica, 3546 nucleotides long. Lineage: Eukaryota; Viridiplantae; Streptophyta; Magnoliopsida; Lamiales; Lamiaceae. The record is from RefSeq and is a predicted model, not a curated record.
AUGGAGAUUAUUGAAGAAUCGAUUCCACCACCGGGCUUGCUCACGGGAGGCAACGCGCAAGAAUUAUUGGCGGGUCAACCGCUCACCACUCAGGGGGGUAACCGUCGUCGUAAUGGCGCCCCUUGCCCUCAUCCGCGCGAUGAACCGGAAUCGAGCGUACAACCAAAGGAUACAAGGGGUUCAGACGAUCCACUAACCCGAGGUUUUGAGAAAAUUAUGUCCAGAUUCGAUAAAUUGGAAUUCCAAUUGGAGUCUACCGAUCAACGCGUGGAUAAUCUGGAGGGACCGAUGCUGCCCGAUCCAGACCCUCCCUAUUUCUCUGAGGAUGCCGAAUUGGAGGGGUAUCGUGAUCGGCUUGAAUUCUCGGCUGACGAUGGCCCGGUCCCCCAGUUUUUCAACCACGGCCAGCGUGCUCGUGGUGGGGACCUCCGCCAACGACGAGGGAUGCAGCGUGAUAAAAUCCGGCGCGAGGGUCGCCGCCCAUAUCAGCCAUCGCCCCCCAUCCCUCGCCGCGAUCGUCGCUACCCAACACAAAGGACAAACUGGGAUAGACCGAACGAUCGUUAUCCCCCCGAUCUCGACCGCGGUUUUCACGGCUAUCGCCAGCCCACGUCUUGGGAUUCUCCCCUGACCCGGCCUACUUACCAACCGGGCAGAGGAGACCGACCUAAAGAUCUCAACAUGAAGGCGCCUCGUUUUGAUGGAUCGGACGCCUCAAAUUGGAUUUCACGACCCCCAGCUGCUGAGUGGAUUUUUAAUUACCGAGACAAUAACCCAUAUGUGACGUGGCUCGAGUUUUUGGAAGACGUUCGCCACAGGUUUGAUCCACAAAGUUUUCGGAAUAGCAUUGGGCCACUUUCCAAGCUUGCUCAAACAGGAUUCGUCGCUGAAUACCAUGAGGCCUUUGAACGUUAUCUCAAUCGGGUUCAAGGCUUAUCCGAGGAGGCACUAAUACCAAUUUUUAUUACAGGUCUUAAAGAGCCCAUCCAGGAGAAGGUGGAGUUACAACAACCGGUAUCUCUGGCCGAGGCAAUGGCAUUAGCACUGAGACUUGCGGCUUCACGCGAGGAACGGCACCCCCAGCCGAAUCGCAGCAAAUGGGGCAGCCGCGAAUCGCGAUACACUGCUGCCACCCAGAACACGCCUGCUGGGCAGGCCGGUCUGCCUCCCAAGGAUGCCACUAAGCCCAGCUUCAAACCAAUUCGAGUUUCAAACGCGGAGAAGGCGGACCGCUCACGGAAAGGGCUAUGCUAUCACUGUCCGGAGAAAUGGAUACCUGGGCACGUUUGCAAGCAGAAAAUGUUAUCAUAUAUCGGCGAGGACGAUGACGACCAAUCUGAUAAUUCAGAUUUUUACGAGGAGGAUGACGCAGUGAUCAGGGCCGAUUUGUCACACCUACACACCUUGACUGGUGGCGGCACAGCUCGACCGUUCAAUGUCUUUGGCACAAUCGGGCAGACCCCUGUCAGCAUCCUCAUUGAUACGGGCAGUACCCAUGAUUUCCUUCACCCUAGAGUGGCGGAGCAAUUGCAGUUGGCCUUAACUCCUAUUCGACCCUUCCGGGUGUAUGUAGGCAACGGUGCCUCGUUGGUUUGCUUACAUAUAGCACGCCGUACCAAACUUUCGGUGCAAGGAGUCGACUUUCUCAUAGAUCUUCACAUCAUGGAAGUGCACGGCCCGGAUAUUGUGUUGGGAAUGGCGUGGUUGGAGUCAUUGGGAAAAAUUUCCGCUGAUUUUGUAGGAAAAACCUUGGAAUUCUGUCAAAAUGGGGUCCGAGUGGCUAUACACGGAGUUCAGCCUGCGCCACGCCUCAUCUCGUUGCAAUCACUAGCUAUGCUCACCUCCCAUUCGCCGACACACGAGUUUUAUGAGAUCAUCCCAGUGGAGUCAGAGGGGGACGCAAUUCUGCUGGCAGCGGAGGAGGAUUUUCCUCCUACAAUUCAACCGGAGGUUCGAACCAUGUUGGAGACAUUUAGGCAGGUUUUUACCAUGCCAACAGGCAUGCCUCCACGCCGGGAGUUUGAUCACCGCAUUCACCUGCUACCCAAUUCUAAGCCGGUCAAUGUGCGGCCGUACAGGUAUCCAUACUUUCAGAAGAAUGAAAUCGAGCGGCAGGUGCGGGAAAUGCUUGAUCAGGGAAUUAUUCAACGCAGUCAUAGCCCGUUUUCAUCACCGGUAUUAUUAAUCAGGAAGAAAGAUGGCACUUUCAGAUUUUGCAUCGACUAUAGGGCUCUAAAUUUAGCGACAGUGCCCGACCAUUUUCCUAUUCCGAAAGCGGAUGAACUCUUUGAUGAGCUUGGGCAGGCGAAAUUUUUCACGAAAUUAGACUUACGGUCGGGCUACCAUCAGAUACGGAUGCAUGACGCCGAUGUCUUCAAAACGGCUUUUCGAACUCAUGACGGGCAUUUUGAAUUCUUGGUCAUGCCUUUCGGCCUUACUAAUGCCCCGUCUACUUUUCAAGCUGCGAUGAAUGCGAUUUUUCAACCGUUGCUAAGGAAAUGUGUGAUUGUAUUCUUCGACGACAUACUGGUCUACAACUCAUCCUUAGCAGAUCAUUGUUCUCACUUGACAGAAGUAUUAAACUUGCUCCAAAAAAAUCAGUUCUUCGUCAAACUUUCCAAGUGCUCCUUCUGCAGCACGACAGUUGAGUAUCUGGGGCACCUAGUUUCCGACGGGGUUCUCAAAGCGGACCCUACUAAAAUCGAGGCCAUGACUACUUGGCCUCCACCGAAGACGGUUAAGCAAUUGCGUGGAUUUUUGGGAUUGACGGGCUAUUACCGUCGUUUCGUAGCGAAUUACGCCAUGAUUGCAGCUCCCCUCACGGAUCUGCUCAAAAAGGAGGCCUUCGCGUGGUCACUGGUGGCGGAAGAGGCGUUCACUGCCCUCAAGGGAGCGAUGACUACAACCCCUGUUUUGAGCCUUCCGGAUUUUGACAAGCAGUUCUGUAUUGAGACCGACGCCUCGGAUGUUGGCAUUGGGGCAGUCCUACUUCAAGAUAAACACCCCAUUGCUUUUUAUAGCAAGAAAUUGGGACCACAGCGUCGGGUAGCCUCGACGUAUCACAAGGAGUUGUAUGCAAUCGUGGAGGCGGUGCAGAAAUGGAGACAGUAUCUCCUCGGCCGAGAUUUCAUUAUUCGUUGUGAUCAGAAAAGUCUAAAAGAUCUCCUGCAGCAGGUGGUGCAGACCCCAGAUCAACAUCUUUAUGUGAGGAAAUUGAUGGGGUAUCGAUUCACGAUCGAGUACAAAAAGGGGAGCACCAACAAGGUUGCGGAUGCCUUGUCCCGCCGUGAGGAUAGUGGGGACUCCUCAGGCACUGGCGAGCCACGGGAGCUGACCGGUGUAGGUGAUCAACCCCUGGAGCAGUGGCCAUCGGAUGGACCAACAUUUCUGGCUGCCAUCGGCCAUCCGGUUCCCAAAAUUAUGGAGCUCUUGCGUGCGGAGACAGCGAGCUUGCCUGACCUCUGUGCGCUGGUCGCCCAAAUUAAGGCUGGCACUGCACCAGCCCAUCUGUCAUUCGUUGACGGCCUUGUUUAUUUCAAGCGCUGA